This is a messenger RNA of Onychostoma macrolepis, 1789 nucleotides long. RefSeq names its product C-x(9)-C motif containing 1 (gene cmc1). The record is from RefSeq and is a predicted model, not a curated record. Gene Ontology annotation, cellular component: mitochondrion. The coding region runs from base 135 to 458 and encodes 107 amino acids. NCBI's taxonomy places the organism in Eukaryota, Metazoa, Chordata, Actinopteri, Cypriniformes, Cyprinidae. The transcript is spliced from 4 exons.
UACGUCGACGUCACCGACCGGAAGUGAAUGAAACAGCCGCGCUAAACACGCAACGCAGAGGGUCACAUUGAACACACAUCAAUGUUUCAUAAUAAUAAACAAUCUAGUCACUAAUAACAGUAACUGAGGUGUAAAUGGAUUCGUCUAAAGCAGAGGAGCCGCAGCUGAGACACGUGGAGAAGGAUGUGUUGAUUCCUAAGCUGAUGCGGGAGAAAGCCAAAGAGAGAUGCUCUCAACAUGUGGACGCGUUCAAUCGCUGCUGUAAAGACGCCGGCUUCUUCAUGGUGUUCAGGUGUCGAGAGGAGAACGCCGCUCUGAAACAGUGUCUGACGCAGCAUUAUCAGGAUCCAGCGUUCUUCGAAGAGUGCAAACAGGAGUAUCUCGGAGAGAAACACGAAUACGAACAGACGGGGAUUCCAGCCAAGAACCGGAAGCAGAAGCUUCCCACCAGCAUGUAGAUGGACGUGAUGAAGAACACCGCAGUGAGGAGGAGGAGGAUGAUGAUGGACCAUGAAAAUCAUUUCUGGCCGUUUUUGGAGACGCUGUUGUCUCUGAUGGUCGUUCUCUGUGUCUGUUGGUUUAUAUUCAUGAUUAGCUCUUAUAAAUCAUCACUUGCACCUAAAGCCUAAUAAAAAUUCAUAGAGAAUGUUUUUGAAUCACAUCAGAUGUGUAUCGUCCCACCGACCCCCGGGGAAUUACUGCCGCAGAACCUCAAAUCAGAUGCCUGCUUUUUGUUUGUUUUGUUUUAAAAUACAACCUCAGAGUUAUUCAUGAUGCUCGUGUUUGGAUGAUUUUCAAUCAGUUUGUGCUUCAGAUUCAGGAAAUGAAGUUCAAUUAUAUCCGCCAGGAAUGUGUUCACUUUCUGUAGUGGAGUGUCUGUAAUUGUUUCUAGCACUGUGGCAACAUUUUUUUUAAAAUUCAAAAUAUAAUUAUAUAAAUAACUGGUGAUAUUAAUUGUGAACUUUUGAAAAAAUAUUAUAAAUAUAUAUAUAAAUGUGACCCUGCAGCACAAAAGCAGUCAUAAGCAGCACAGGUAUAUUUGUAGCAAUAGCCAACAAUACAUUGUAUGGGUCAAAAUUAUACAUUUAUCUUUUAUGCCAAAAAUCAUUAGGAUAUUAAGAUCAUGUUCCAUCAAGAUAUUUAGUCAAUUUCGUACCGUAAAUAUAUCAAAAGUUCAUUUUUGAUUAGUAAUAUGCAUUGCUAAGAACUUCAUUUGAACAACUUUAAAGGUGAUUUUCUCAAUAUUUAGAUUUUUUUUUGCACCCUCAGAUUCCAGAUUUUCAAAUAGUUGCAUCUCAGCCAAAUAUUGUCCUAUUUCUGUAUUCUACUCUCAGAUGAUGUAUAAAUCUCAAUUUCAAAAAAUGUAUCCUUAUGACUGGUUUUGUGCUCCAGGGUCACAUAUAUAUUAAAUUUGAGGUCAGUAAGAUUUAAUGAUUUUAAGAAGUCUCUUCUGCUCACCAAGGCUGCAUUUAUUUGAUCAAAAGUACAGUAACAAAAAUUGUGAACUAUUAUAAUUUCAAACAGCUGUUUUCUGUGUGAAUAUGUGUUAAAUUGUAAUUUAUUUCUGUGAUGUGCAGCUGUAUUUUCAGCAUCAUUACUGCAGUCUUCAGUGUCACAUGAUCUUCAGAAAUCAUUCUAAUAUGCUGAUUUGCUGCUCAAGAAACAUUUCUGAUUAUUAUCAAUGAUGGAAAUAGUUGCACUGCUCAAUAUUUGUUGUGGAAAACCGUGACAUUUUUUUCAGGAUUCACAGCUCUUUCAGAACAUUAUAAAUGUCUUUGUCACUUUUAAA